GACGUGACAAAAACAUUUGACAGUAUCAGUGAGGAAAAGGCAAUUUAAAAAAUUUGCCAUGUAAAUAAAUGUGAAUUCUCAAAAAGCAGGUCUUUAAUUUUGAAGAUCAAUUGAAAGAAUGAGCUCUACAAAACCUUCUAUGGCAAAUUGUGCUGAGCUGCAGCGCAAAUAUUUACAGGAACUUAAACAUUUAGAAGAGGAAGAAGAAAAAUUAGUGGAUAGUUUGAACAGUCUUUUCAACCAAAAAACGUUCCUAGAAGAUAAAGUAAAAGGGGUUUCCAAGCUUAUCCCCACAUUGAAGGUUAUAAAACAUGAAGCCCAAGAUCUCGUUGACACUAUAAAUGAUAUAUCAGAUUCAUCAGAGAAAAUUAGUGGAAAAAUAAGAUCCUUAGAUGUUGCCAGGAACCGGGUCGAGGAAUGUCAAUUACGUGUAAAUGACCUCAUCGACUUGGACAUAUGCUCUCAAGGAGUGCAAGCAGCAAUUCUAGAUUCAGACUAUGAAAAAGGCGCUGCUCACGUUCACAGAUUCCUUUCCAUGGAUCAGUCUUUGCUGACUAAAACAGCCACAGACAUGGACAACGUCUCAAACAUAAUGAAAUCUGUGAGAACACUUCAGGAUGCUGCUAGCCAGCUCAGGGCUAUUGUAGAGCAUGAGUUUAAUGAUGCUGUCAAUAAUGAGGAUUUGACAUCAAUAGAGAGAUUCUUCAAGAUCUUUCCUCUGCUAGGUAUGCAUGAGCAGGGUAUCAAAGAGUUCUGCACAUACUUGAGAGCAAAGAUAGCCACUGUAGCCGAAAAAAACCUGAAAACAGCAAUGAAUAUCCCGCAGUCAGACAAAAGAUACGGUGUGAUAUAUGCUGACACCUUGGUUCUCCUAUUCGAGGGUCUUGCUAGGGUUAUAGAUACACACCAGCCCCUUAUCGAAACCUACUACGGUCCGGGAAGACUGUUGUCUGCCAUCAAGGUGCUGCAAAAAGAAUGCGAUAUUCAGAUGAAGAGAGUGUACGGCGAUUGGGCGAGAGCUCGACAAAUUAUCAAAAAAAUUCAGGUCAUCAAUGAAGUAUCGAGAAUGGGAACCAGUUCAAGCUUUGGGAAAAUAGAGAAGAUAGACCCGAAAGAUUUAGAUAUUUUAAUUGGGGAGAUAACUUUGAUGCAUUAUAGGAUAGAGCUGUAUAUAAAGUUUGUACAAAGGAAAGUUAUGGCAGAUGCAGAUGUCGGUGUCCCGAAUCAGCAGGAAAAAGACAAUAUAAUUAAAUCCUUGGAAAACCUGAUUAAAGAUAGUGAUAUUAGUCAAUGUAAACAUGAACUUUUAUCGCAUUAUCUGAGGUUGGAGCAAUAUUACAUGGAGGAAUCUAUCGCCAAAGCUGUUGCUAUGGAUACUCUAGAGCCAUCUCAGCAGACAUCCAGCAUGGUAGACGACACAUUCUUCAUAGUGAGGAAGUGCAUCAGGAGGUCCAUCUCGACUGGGUCUUUGGAUGGCAUUUGUGCCAUAAUAAACAAUGCUUGCCGAGCUUUGGAAAGCGACUAUUGCGAGGUUUUAAAAAGUAGAUUAAGGCAAGGGUACCCCUCAGGGUACUUGGACCUUACGCAGGCGUACAACGUAUUGCAGACCUCCAUUCAGCACGGCCGCCUUCAAUCUGGCGAUACCGAACAGUCCAGGACUGCAUUUAUUACAGCGCUAAACAACAGUGACAGCAGUACAGAGUACGUUGACGCGUUAUGCGAUCACGUCUUGAAAGAGAUAGAACAAGCUUUGCCAAAUAUGAACAGUCGCGAUAGGGGCAAACUGGAGAGUUGCCUGUCUGGACUGUCAUCUGUCACGGCAAAUCUGAGAGACAUCAUAGAUUAUGGCAUGCAGCAACUCAGAAACGCUGCCGUGAAGCCUAGGGUGCAUCCUUGGGUGGACGCUUUUCUAAAUGUCAAUCAUCAUUUCACCGAGGAGGAGUUAUCUGCUUAUGAAGCUGGUGAAUCGUUUGUACAAACGUUGAUAAUGAAUUUGGAAACACUACUAUCUUCAUUUAAAGAUAUUUUAACUCCAUCGAACUAUGAUGCUUUUACCCAGGUUCUAACAUCAGAAGUAACGCAGAGACUUGAAAAAGUCGUGAUGAAAAGUACUUUCAACAGGUUGGGCGGGUUAGUGUUAGACAAAGAAGUGCGUUCAUUAGCCGGCUAUAUAACGGCUACAACGUCAUGGUCCGUACGGGAUAAAUUUGCCAGAUUGACACAAAUAGCGACCGCUUUAAAUCUGGAACAGCUGAACGAAAUUUACGAUUAUUGGGGUAGCCAUGAUGGAGCGUUAACGUGGCGAUUGACGCCAACUGAACUAAAAAGUAUUAUGCAACUUAGGUAUGUACAACUGCAAUGUUUUUUUUAUAUCAUGUCGUUUCAUCCAAUGCGCAUCCCACGCUUUUUACUCUGAUUUGAAUUAUUCUGUUAAUCACUUUAGCUAUAAAAUCGUGUUUUUUUAGUUUUGCUAAACUAAUGUUUAUUAGAUUCAAGAUUGCAUUUACGUGCGACCAUUUCAGAAACUUGAAAAUAUUUUCCAGGCCGUUUUAGUAAUAUUUUUUUGCCGCAAGCCUCUACGAUGGAUAGGUACCUCGCAUUCUUAGUUGUCCACCCUGUACAGUAUAAACUGACCUCCUCUUAACUUUUUUAUAUGGCCUUCCAGAGGAAAAAGCGGUGUAUGAAACUUAUAAGGUCUAAUAUGAUGUUUUUCAUGUAGUAUUCUUUUUGUAUACCGGGUG
Molecule: messenger RNA, 2741 nt
Organism: Acanthoscelides obtectus
Lineage: Eukaryota; Metazoa; Arthropoda; Insecta; Coleoptera; Chrysomelidae
Source: the annotation of a GenBank genome assembly